CUAAACAAAAAAAAAUUCAAUCCAAGGGAUCAAGAGCUAUUCCCACUAGGGGAUUUUUCGAACCAAAUCAAAAAUAGUGGUAAUUGUCAAAAUCUUGACGUUUGUUUCAGUCAGUCCUGCUGUCAAUUAUUAAAAACUUGUCGGUACAUGUUUUGGCGCAAUUUUUCUGUUAAUUGUGGAAGAUUCUAUUUUUCAUUGUAAAUACCCUAACCAGAAACAAUGUCAGACAGUGAAGAUGAUUUUGAUUCUACCGGCACCAAUGCCUUUUUUAAACCGUCUUUUGUACUAAUUGCAAUUGACACUGAUCCAGCAAUGUUCAUCAAAGGAGAAAAUGAUAACACACCUUUUAGAAAUUGCGUAAAUGCUUCCUAUGAACUUGCAAAUUCAUUAAUGUUUACCCAAAGCAAACGAAGUUGGAGUCCUUUUGGAGUGGUGCUAGCCCGUGAUGACGUUUCAGCGUCAUUUGUUAAUUUUGAUGAUAAUGUUCUGAACUCCAUCAAGUUUCUGAAAGAAAAAAAGGGUACAUCCGAUGAUGAUUUGAGGGACUUGUAUCAGAGAAAAGGUAGCGUUGAUUUGAGCGCGUUUUUUUUGUUUUGUAAAAAGAAAUUUAAAGAAGUGAAUGCCGUAUUUUAUAAAAGAAUAAUCAUUUAUGUUACUAAUGAUGAUAAUCCUACAAGAGGUGACAAAAAUCAAAGGUUUGCAGCCAUUAAUGAAGCUAAGAAUUUUGAAGCCAAUGGUAUUAGUUUUGAAAUGGUCACAAUGAACCCAAAUUUUGAUUAUAAACACUUUUAUAAUGAGUUGUUUUCUGUUAUGAAAGUUCCUUUGGUUGAAACCAUAGUGGAGGAUGAGGAUGGUCUGAUUGAGAAGUUGUCCUCCUCAAUUUUGACAAGAUUUUAUCAAAGAAAACUACAUUUUUUCCCGUUUCUUGGUGACAAUUCUAGAUUUCUCAAAGUUAAACAGAAAGUGUUCAUCAGAGAAGAAAAACUGUACAACAACGCCUAUGUUUCUACAGAUGGAAAAACUUUGAAGAAAAUUUCAAAGAACGUCGCAGAUGUAGUAAAGACAUAUCGUCUAAAAAAUGCUCCUGUCAAUCUUGAAUUUGAUAUGGAAGAGCAAAUGGAACUAUUGAAUAAUAAUUUGCCUGUUGGAUAUACUUUACUUUUUGUCUCAGAUCGAGUUACAGAAGUUGGUUCAAUUUUAAUAGACAAUGUGCUUCUUGAGGUUGAUCCUAAAGAAGAUUUGCCAUUUUUCAACAGUUUCUGGCAAUACUGUGCCGAUAAGAAUAAAGUUUUAAUCUGCGCAAGAAAAUUAAGGCAACUUGAUAAGACACGUUUUGUUGAGUUUAUUCCAAAGUUUGCUAAUAACGCUAGAAUAUUUUUAAUCAAAGCUAUACCAUUUAAUGAUGAGAAUAAACUCCCAUCGAGUAAGCUUGAGGCAGCUGAUGACACUACACAGUAUUCUCAAGAAAAAAUUAAAGUUACAGAUGAAUUAAUCAAAAAGCUGACAUUUGAUUAUGAUCCUAAGAUGUUCACGAAUCCUUGCAAUGCAAAAAAGAAAGCAUUCUUGAGGUCAAAGUUCCUUGAUGAACCUAAAGAAGACAUUGAGGAUGUCACUUUGGAUACUGAGGGUUUGGAUAAAACUCUAGGGCAAGUUGGAGAAGAUUUUAAAAAGCUGUUUCAUUUAGAAGAAGAGGAAAAGGGGAAGAAAAGAAAAACUGCUUCUGCUUCAGCAAGCUCUAAGAGGAAGAAGUAAAACAAUAGAUGUAAGGAGAAAAGUAUUUUCAAAUAAUUUGUUUUUUUUUUACCUAUUUUGAAAUAAAGUAGUAUGCAUUCAUAUUUUGAAAAAUA
Zophobas morio is the source of this 1847-nucleotide messenger RNA. RefSeq lists its product as uncharacterized. Bases 220 to 1752 code for a protein of 510 amino acids. NCBI's taxonomy places the organism in Eukaryota, Metazoa, Arthropoda, Insecta, Coleoptera, Tenebrionidae. Gene Ontology annotation, biological process: double-strand break repair via nonhomologous end joining; telomere maintenance. The transcript has 3 exons. Gene Ontology annotation, cellular component: nucleus; Ku70:Ku80 complex. The record is from RefSeq and is a predicted model, not a curated record. Gene Ontology annotation, molecular function: telomeric repeat DNA binding; damaged DNA binding; double-stranded DNA binding.